This is a messenger RNA of Aspergillus lentulus, 294 nucleotides long. NCBI's taxonomy places the organism in Eukaryota, Fungi, Ascomycota, Eurotiomycetes, Eurotiales, Aspergillaceae. The record is from RefSeq and is a predicted model, not a curated record.
AUGUACAACCGCGCCUUUGACCUCUGCGAUUACUUAGCCAUUCUGUUCCCAGCAAUUUGCCGCGCCGCCCUGAGACCUGGGUCAGGUGAUAAUGACGCCGAUGUGGACUGGUUUGCUGAGUACCAACGUCUUCCAGGCCAGGCUACGCUCCCCGACCCCCCGCCGUACCUUGGAAUCCUUGCUCUUAUCGACCAGCUAAAACGCUGCAUUUACGAAGCCAAUGCCAUUGCUCUAUUCGCUGCCUUCGGUCUACCUUAUAAUGCAAACAUGACUCAUCUAGCUGCCCUGAUAUGA